AUGUUUCUCGAUGUGGAACAAAUGGCUUUAGACUGGCUUACUGGAAACUAUUACUUUGCGGAUGAUGUCAGUGACCGAAUAUUUGUGUGCAAUCAAAAUGGGGUUACUUGCAUUACUCUACUAGAUCUGGAACUGCACAAUCCCAAAGGAAUUGCACUCGACCCAGCCAUGGGGAAACUAUUCUUCACUGACUAUGGUGAUGUCGCCAAGAUUGAAAGGUGUGACAUGGAUGGACAACGCCGCUCCAGGAUAGUGGACACUAAAAUAGAACAGCCAUAUGCCAUCACCCUUGACUUGGUAACCAAACUGGUCUACUGGGCAGAUGUAUAUCUAGAUUAUAUUGAAGUGGUGGAUUACGAGGGAAGGAACAGACACACGGUUAUUCAUGGACGUGAUGUUAGACAUCUCUACAGUUUGACAAUGUUUGAAAACUUCAUAUAUGCCAUCAACUUGGAUAAUUUCACAGCAAAAUACAAAGUAAGCGUGACUAAAAUAAACAGAUUCAAUGGCACGGAUGUCCAAACACUUGCAAAACUGGAGAACGGUGGAGUUGUACAUGUCUACCAUAAACUAAGACAACCACUGGUUAGAAGUCAUGCCUGCGAACUGGAUGUGUUUGACAAACCUGGAGGAUGCUCUGACAUCUGCCUGCUCAGCAGCAGCCACAAAGCAAAGACAUGUCGAUGCAGGACUGGCUACAGCUUAGGAAAUGACAGGAAGUCGUGCAAACGACCAAAAAAUGAACUGUUCCUGUUUUAUGGAAAAGGUCGGCCAGGAAUCAUUCGUGCAAUGGACUUGAACAUCAAAGCAGCUGAUGAAUACAUGAUACAAGUAGAAAACCUUGUUAAUCCACGAGCUCUUGACUUUCAUGCAGAAACAAAUUACAUCUACUUUGCUGACACAACCAGUUUCUUAAUUGGACGACAGAAAAUCGAUGGUACAGGUCGGGAGACAAUCCUAAAAGAUGGUGUGGAUAAUGUUGAAGGUAUUGCUGUGGACUGGAUCGGAAAUAACUUGUACUGGACUGAUGAUAGCUACAAAAAGUCUAUAAGUGUAGCAAGACUGGAAAAGGCAUCCCAGACCCGGAAGACCUUGGUGGAAGGACAAAUGUCACACCCAAGAGCAAUAGUUCUGGAUCCUUUACAUGGAUGGAUGUACUGGACAGAUUGGGAAGAAGAAGAGAUAGACAACAUGACAGGAAGAAUUGAGAGAGCAUGGAUGGAUGGCUCCAAUCGACAACUCUUUGUGACAACAAUGAUGCUUUGGCCUAAUGGUUUAACCCUAGACUUGACCAGUGGGAUACUAUAUUGGUGUGAUGCAUACUAUGAUCAUAUUGAAAAAAUAUUUUUAAAUGGCACAGGUAGAAUGGUAAGUAUGCUUGCGAUUUUUAAAAAUGUUACAUUGCUUCGAAAGGAAAGACCACCAUUGUUUGGACUGAGGAUCUAUGAUGUUCAGCAACAGUUACGAGUGACAUCCGGCUCACCAAAUCAUCAGCAAUGCCAUUUUGGAGAGUUUGCUUGUAGAAAUGGAAGAUGUAUUCAAGAGCGUUGGAAAUGUGAUGGUGAUAAUGAUUGUUUUGAUGGUAGUGAUGAGGAUCAAGAUCUCUGUUAUAAUAGUACAUGUCCUGCUAAUCACUUCAGAUGCCAAAAUAAUCGCUGCAUCCCUAAAAGAUGGCUUUGUGAUGGAGCCAAUGACUGUGCCAGCAAUGAAGAUGAAUCAAAUGAAACUUGUUCAGGAAUCCUAGGUCCAUCAACAUUCAUUGUGAAGGAUCAUAGUGACAACAUAAUGUCUAUGGUAGUACAAUACGACCAUUGGGUGGCACUGCAAGUGGCAGCCUCACCAGCAGUUUAUCAACCUCAGGUGUGGUUCGCCCACGCUGAGGCACAGUUCCAUCUGCAUCGAAUAAUCGCGGAUGACACAAUGUAUUUCCAUGUGGUAGUAGCUCUGACUCAGGACUGUGCCUCGAGGCUGUUGCCGUAUAUUAGAGACCCACCGACGAUCGCAAAGUACGAAGGUUUGAAAGCCCUGAUGUUACAUACCUUCGGUCUCAGCCGUCGAGACAGGGUGGCGAAGAUUCUGCACAUGGACAGUGUCGGCGAUCGUCGGCCAUCCACCAUCAUGGUGAAGAUGCUGGCACUGAUGGACGGGCAUCACCCGUGUCUGCUUUUCGAACAGGCGUUCUUGGAGCAGAUGCCAGACGAGGUCCAUUUGAUGCUCGCCGGGGCUUAUUAUGUGGAGCUGGCAGCAGCCCAACGGGCCGAUGGUAGCAUGGAGGAUUACCGCAAUACUGAAUCGGGUUUCAAGCUGGCCGAGGUGCCUUGCGAUGUCUCAACGGGUAAAGCCCGCCUGAUCGUCCCUAUUGCCUGGAGGCGUCAGAUUUUCGACACCAUCCACAGCCUAGCUCACACGUCCAUGCGCGCCACCUCUGCCCUGGUUGCUUCCAAGUUCGUCUGGCAUGGGUUACGAAAGCAGGUCGCAGCAUGGGCCUGCGCUUGUAUCCCCUACGAUGACUGUGAGGAUGGUAGUGACGAGGUGGGCUGCUCCCCUUCUUGUUCUGACAUGCAGUUCAAAUGUACCAAUGGUCGUUGUGUUCCUGAGCACUGGAUCUGCGAUGGAGAUAAUGACUGUGGUGACUUCACCGAUGAAACCAAUGCCAACUGUACUGAACCAGUCACCAGAUCACCAGGUAUCUGUCACAGAAAACAGUUCCAGUGCUAUAUGGAUGGUAGUUGUGUUCCAUUACGAUGGCAUUGUGAUGGAGACUGGGAUUGCGAAGACGGCAGUGAUGAAAGUAACUGUGCAGGAAAUACACGAACCUGUAACUCCCAUUCUGAGUUUACAUGUAAAGAUACAGGAAGAUGCAUUAAUAUGACGUGGGUUUGCGAUGGAGAGGGCGACUGCGAAGAUAACUCUGAUGAAGAGAACUGCGGAGCAUUUUCAUGCAAGCCACCAACCUAUUCUUGUUCGGGAAAUAUAUCAAUUUGCCUUCUGCCGGAAAAAUUUUGCAAUGGGAAAGAGGAGUGUCCAGAUGGUACUGACGAGAGCCCACUUUGUGAUGAAUGCGCUCUGAAUAAUGGAGGAUGCAGUCACCACUGUAUUUAUGUAACUGGAGAAGGCAUCGUGUGCUCUUGCCCUACAGGAAUGGAUCUGAGCUCAGACAAGAAAGCCUGCAUUGUCCUUGAUUAUUGCAAAAAACAUCUCAAGUGCAGCCAAGUGUGUGAGCAACACAAAAAGACAAUUAAGUGCUCAUGUUACGAGGGAUGGAUGCUGGCCCCUGAUGGUUACAGUUGCAUUAGUUUAGAUCCUUUCGAGCCUUACAUAAUUUUUUCCAUCCGACAUGAGAUUCGAAGAUUGGACCUUCGCAAGCAAGAUUAUAACUUACUAGUCCCUGGCUUGAGAAACACAAUAGCAAUUGAUUUCCAUUUCAAUCAGAGUUCCCUGUAUUGGACCGAUGUUGUGGAAGAUAAAAUUUACAAAGGAAAACUUUCAGAAAUUGGAGCUGUAAGCAGUGUGGAAAUUAUUGUGGAGCAUGGGCUCGACACGCCUGAAGGAUUAGCUGUGGACUGGAUUGCAGGAAACAUUUACUGGAUCGACAGCAAAAUGGAACAGAUUGAAGUAGCAAAACUUGAUGGCACCUUGAGAACAACCUUAAUUGCUGGUGACAUGGUGUAUCCACGAGCCAUAGCUUUGGAUCCUCGAUACGGAUUCCUGUUUUGGACUGACUGGGACUCCAGCUUCCCACGAAUUGAGGUAGCUUCAAUGAGUGGAGCAGGAAGAAAGGCCAUCUACAAGGCUCUGGGGACUGGCGGAUGGCUUAAUGGACUGACAGUGGACUACCUUGAGAACAGAAUCAUCUGGAUUGAUGCUAUGUCUGAUGCUAUUUAUUCAGCCUUGUAUGAUGGCAGUGAAUUAAUAGAAAUCUUGCGUGAUCAUGAAUAUCUUUCGCAUCCUUUUGCGGUAACAUUGUAUGGAGGUGAUGUUUAUUGGACGGACUGGAAGACUAACACCCUUCUGAAAGCCAACAAGUGGACUGGCCACAAUGUCACGGUGGUACAAAGAACCAGUGCUCGGCCCUAUGACCUUCAGAUUUUCCAUCAGACAAGGCAACCACGAGCACCAAAUCCUUGUGAGUCUAAUAAUGGCAAAGGGCCAUGUUCUCAUUUGUGCCUGAUUAAUUACAAUGGAACUGCUGCUUGUACGUGUCCUCAUCUAAUGAAACUGGCCCCUGAUGAGAAGAACUGCUAUGAGCAAAAGGAAUUUUUAAUCUAUUCAAGAAAUUCCGAGAUUCGUGGAGUUGAUGUUGAUAAUCCAUAUUACAACUACAUAACACCAUUUACUGAUCCGGAUAUCAGUCAAGUUAAAACCAUUGAUUUUGAUGCAUCAGAGGAGCGAAUUUACUGGUCUGAUUUAAAGCCGCGAUUUAUAAAGCGAGCCUUUAUAAAUGGCACGGGAAUAGAAACUGUGGUCUCAGCAGACUUGCCAUAUGCUCAUGCAAUUGCAGUGGAUUGGGUUUCUAGAAACUUAUAUUGGACGAGUUCAGAUUUAGAAGAAGCACAGAUAAAUGUUGCAAGAUUAAAUGGCUCCCUGCGGACUUCUAUCAUUCAUGGACUUGAUCACCCACAGUGUUUAGUGGUGCACCCACUAAAAGGGACACUCUAUUGGAUCGAUGGAAACAACAUCAGCUCAGCAAACCUGGAUGGAAGCAACAUCAAGAAUCUUUUUAUGAAUCAAAGACAACCUGUUGGUCUUUCAAUUGAUUACACUGCGAACAAGCUAUACUGGAUUAGUUCUGGCACCGGAACCAUAAACAGAUGCAAGUUGGAUGGUUCUAAUUUAGAAGUGAUCAGCAUAAUGGCACAGUACUUAACCAAAGCCACUGCCCUGGCAGUUAUGGGAAACAAGCUUUGGUGGGCUGAUCAGGCAUCUGGAUGGAUAGGAAUGUGCAACAAAGAGGAUGGUUCAGAGCCCGUUGUCAUGAGGAAAAAUAUUGCAACCGUUCUGUAUAUGAAAGUCUACGGAAAAGAGACUCAACAAGGUACUAAUCUGUGCAGUGUUAACAAUGGUGGCUGCUCCCAGCUUUGUCUGCCAGUCUCAGAAACAAGAAUAACAUGCAAGUGCACUGUCGGCUAUCGACUACACAGAGACAAAAUGUCAUGUGAAGGAUUUGGAUCGUUCCUGAUGUAUUCUGUUCAUGAAGAGAUCCGAGGAAUACCACUUGAACCAAAUGAUAGGUCAGAUGCCUUGCUACCAAUAUCUGGAACAUCGCUUACAGUAGGAAUAGAUUUUCAUGCAGCAAAUGAUACAAUCUACUGGACAGACAUGGGAAGGAGCACAAUUAGCAGGGCUAAACGAGACCAGACCUGGAGAGAGGAUAUUAUUACUAAUGGCCUUGGACGGGUUGAAGGCAUAGCAGUGGAUUGGAUAGCUGGCAAUAUAUACUGGUCAGACCAUGGCUUCAAUAUAAUUGAAGUUGCAAGGUUUAAUGGAUCCUUUCGAUACGUGGUCAUAUCCCAAGGGCUCGAUCAGCCACGUGCAAUUGCAGUCCAUCCAGAGAAAGGGUUAAUGUUCUGGACAGAAUGGGGACAGACGCCUUGCAUUGGGAGAGCACGGUUGGAUGGAUCAGAACAAAUUGUCCUCGUGAGCUCCAGCAUUGCUUGGCCAAAUGGGAUAUCAAUAGACUAUGAGGAAAGUAAAUUAUAUUGGUGUGAUGCCCGCACAGACAAGAUAGAAAGAAUUGACCUUGAAACAGGAGAAAACCGAGAGAUUGUGCUGUCAGGCAACAACAUGGAUAUGUUUUCAGUUGCAGUCUUUGGAGUUUACAUUUUCUGGUCUGACAGGGCACAUGCCAAUGGAUCCAUCAAAAGAGGAUACAAGAACAAUGCUGUAGAUGCUGUGACCAUGAGAACACAUCUCGGAGUCAACCUGAAGGGUGUGAAAGUGUUUAACCGAGCCAGGGAAAUAGGUACCAACAUUUGUACAAAGAAUAACGGUGGAUGCCAGCAGCUUUGUUUAUAUCGUGGAAAAGGUCAGAAGACCUGCGGAUGUUCAUACAGUGUACUUGCUGAGGAUUCAGUGAGCUGCCGUGACUAUGAUGGAUACUUGCUCUAUUCAGAGCGAACAAUAUUAAAGAGCAUCCAUCUCACGGAUGAAACAAAUUUAAAUCCUCCAAUUAAACCAUAUGAGAAACCGGAAUACUUCAAAAAUGUGAUUGCAUUAGCUUUUGAUUACCGGAGAAAUACAAGGGGGACCAACCGGAUAUUUACAAGCGAUGUUCAUUUUGGAAAUAUCCAGCUUAUCAAUGAUGACUGGACCGGCAGAAGAGUAAUUAUAGAAAAUGUUGGCUCAGUAGAGGGCUUGGCUUAUCACAAAGCAUGGGAUGCCCUUUACUGGACAAGUUCAACAACAUCAACCAUCACCAGGCAUACAAUUGACCAAAGCAGAUUUGGAGCUUUUGACCGAGAGAUCAUUGUUGCAAUGUCUCCUGAUGACCACCCUCAUGUACUUGCAUUGGAUGAGUGCCACAACUUGAUGUUCUGGACAAACUGGAAUGAACAGCAGCCAAGUAUAAUGAAAGCAACACUCAAUGGAGGAAAUGUUCAAGUCAUUGUUAGCACUGAUAUUUUCACACCAAAUGGACUUACGAUUGAUCAUAGGGCAGAGAAACUGUAUUUCUCUGAUGGUUCUGUCGGAAGAAUUGAACGGUGCGAAUAUGACGGAACACACAGAUAUGUAAUUCUGAAAUCAGGACCAGGGACUUUCUUUGGCUUAGCUAUUUACGGUGAUUACAUCUUCUGGACAGACUGGAUGCAACGGUCUAUAAUGCGUUGUGAUAAAUACACAGGAGGAGAAAUGAAAGUGCUGCGUUCUGAUACAGCACAUCAACCUAUGGGAAUUAUGGUUGUAGCUAACGAUACCAAUAAUUGUGAGCAGUCUUCAUGCAAGAUAAUGAAUGGAGGUUGUCAUGACCUUUGCCUAUUGACUGCUGAUGGCCAAGUAAAUUGUUCUUGCAGGGGAGAGAGAAUGCUAUUAGAUGACAAUAGAUGUGUUGCCAAAAACUCAUCUUGCAAUAUUCACACCGAAUUUGAAUGUGGAAAUGGAGAUUGCAUUGGAUACCACUUGGCAUGUGAUGGAAUUGUUCACUGCAAAGAUAAAUCAGAUGAAAAGCAAUCAUAUUGUGCAAACAGGAGUUGUAGAAAAGGCUUUAAGCAUUGCUACAAUGGGCGCUGUGUGUCCAAUGCAAAGUGGUGUGAUGGAGUGGAUGAUUGUGCUGACAACUCAGAUGAAGUUACCUGCAAUAAUUCUACGUGCAGUGCAGCUGAAUUUCGGUGCAGGGAUGGGACUUGCAUUGUCAAAACAGCACAGUGCAACCAGUUGAUAGAUUGUGCAGACGCUUCUGAUGAAAUGGAUUGCAGUAACACGGACUGCACUGGAUUCUAUAAAGUUGGAGUUAAGGAAACAAAUUACAUAAAAUGUAACAGCACGUCCCUCUGCAUCCUUUCAUCCUGGAUUUGUGAUGGUUCCAAUGAUUGUGGUGACUACACAGAUGAAUUAAAUUGUCAAGCUCAACAUAAGCUCAAAUGUAAAGAACAUUACUUUGCGUGCCCUAAUGGAAGAUGUAUUCCUGCAUUUUGGAUUUGUGAUAAAGAAGAGGAUUGUGAAGAUGGAGCUGAUGAAUCUCACUGUGAUUCCUUUUGCACAUGGAAUCAGUUUGAAUGCCCAAAUCACAAGUGCAUCUCUCGUCGCUGGGUUUGUGAUGGUGCCGAUGAUUGUAGAGAUGGUGCCGAUGAAGCAGAUUCACUCUGCGGUUCGGUUACGUGUGCUCCUGAAUUGUUCCAAUGUCGCAAUUCUCGUGUUUGUCUCCCAAAAUAUUGGUUGUGUGAUGGGGAUAAAGAUUGUCCAGAUGGAAGCGAUGAACUCUCCACAGCUGGUUGCACGCAUAACAGCACAUGCGAUAACAAAGCCUUCAGGUGUAAGAACACAUUGUGUGUUCCACAAUAUUUUGUGUGUGAUCAUGAUGAUGAUUGUGGGGAUGGAUCCGAUGAACAUCCAGAGUGUGAAUACAAAACCUGCGAGUCAUAUGAGUUUCGUUGUGCCGAUGGAAGAUGCCUUUCGGAUGCAGACUGGGAAUGUGAUGGAGAUUUUGACUGUCUUGACCAUUCAGACGAAGCACCCAAAAAUCCCAAGUGCUCAGGAACAGGAAGAAAUUGCAACAAUUCUUUUUAUCUGUGCAAAAAUGGGAAGUGUAUAAAUGAAACCCUUACUUGUGAUAAGAAUAAUGACUGUGAAGACGGAUCAGAUGAAAGCAACUGCUAUGUCAAUGAAUGUGCAAACAAGCGCAUCAGCGGAUGCUCACAAGACUGUCAGGACUUUAAAAUCGGGUACAAGUGCAAAUGCUGGCCUGGAUUCAGACUGAAAGGUGAUGGCAAAACCUGUAUUGACAUUGAUGAAUGUGCAACCAGCUUCCCCUGUAGCCAGCAAUGCAUCAAUACAUAUGGAACCUACAGGUGUUUGUGUGCUGAAGGUUAUGAAAUACGAGCAGAUAAUCCCAAUAGCUGCAAAGUUUUAUCAGAUGAGGAACCAUUUUUAAUUUUUGCUGAUCGACAUGAAAUCAGAAAAAUGAGUAUAGAUGGAUUCAACUACACAUUAUUAAAACAGGGAUUAAACAAUGUUCAGGCGAUAGAUUUUGACUACAGGGAACAAUGUAUUUAUUGGGCUGAUUUCACCACACAAGGCAGUACGAUAUCAAGGAUCCAUUUAAAUGGAAGCAAUCCUGAGGUGGUCCAGCAUACAGGACAAGCCAUUCCGGAAGGAUUAGCAGUUGAUUGGAUUGGCAAGAAUCUGUACUGGUGUGACAAAACUAAGAUGACUAUUGAAGUUUCUAAACUUAAUGGACUUUAUCAAACAGUCCUUCUGAACACAGGGGUGAAGAGCUUGAAGCAUCUUGUGAUAGAUCCUCGCAUUGGAUAUUUAUACUGGACCGAUCACGGUGAAAAUCCAUACAUUGGCCGUGUAGGAAUGGAUGGAACUAAUCAACACAUUGUUAUAAGCACAAAAAUCAUAAAGCCAAGUGGUCUGUGUCUGGAUUAUGUGAAUAACAGGCUGUAUUGGGCAGACGAUAAGCAAGGAUAUAUAGAGUUUGCAGACCUGGAUGGAUCCAAUAGACAUAGAGUUCAUAAUCAAGAUAUCCCACAUGUAUUAGCGGUGACAUUAUUUGAAGACUACAUCUAUUGGACAGAUUGGAAAACUAAGUCGGUCAGCCGUGCUCACAAAACCACAGGCUUGAACAAGAUUUCACUAAUCAGCUCUUGGCAUCAGAUCAUGGACAUCCAUGUGUACCAUCCUCAUAGACAACCAGAUGUUCCUAGACAUCCAUGCAAGAUAGCCAAUGGCGGUUGCAGCAACCUUUGCCUGCUGUCUCCAGGAGGAGGAUAUAGGUGUGCCUGUCCCACAAAUUUCUAUUUGGCCGCUGAUGGAAAAACUUGCCUCUCUAAUUGCACUGCGAGCCAGUUUGUCUGUAGCAAUGAUAAAUGUAUUCCAUUCUGGUGGAAAUGUGAUACAGAAGAUGACUGCGGAGAUGGAUCAGAUGAGCCUGAUGAUUGUCCUGAAUUUAAAUGCAGGCCAGGUCAAUUUCAAUGUGGUACUGGAAUAUGCACUAAACCUGCCUUCAUCUGUGAUGGCGAGAAUGACUGUGGGGACAAUUCAGAUGAAGCAAACUGUGAGACACACGUUUGCCUUCCAAGUCAGUUUAAGUGCUCGCAAAAAAGACGAUGCAUUCCUGUUAUCUUCAGAUGUAAUGGUCAAGAUAACUGUGGGGAUGGAGAGGAUGAAAGUGAUUGCCCUGAAGUUACCUGUUCUCCAAACCAGUUCCAGUGCGCUGUCACCAAGCGAUGCAUUCCUGAAGAAUGGGUCUGUGACAAGGAUCAUGACUGUGCGGAUGGCUCUGAUGAAUCGAAUUGCACUCAGAUUGCAUGUGGCACAGAGGACUUUCACUGCAAAGGCACAAGCAGAUGCGUUCCUGCACGAUGGAAAUGUGAUGGAGAGGAUGACUGUGGAGAUGGAUCUGAUGAACCAAGAGAAGAAUGUGAUGAAAGAACUUGUGAUCCAUAUCAAUUUCGAUGCAAAAAUAAUCGUUGUGUACCUGGCCACUGGCAGUGCGACUAUGAUAAUGACUGUGGAGAUAAUUCUGAUGAGGAAUCAUGCGCACUUCGUUCAUGCUCCAUGAAUGAGUUUACCUGUGCCAACGGUCGUUGUGUUGCUGCCAGAUGGAGAUGUGAUGGAGAUUAUGAUUGCUCUGAUAGCUCAGAUGAAAAAGACUGUGUGAUUAAAUGUAAAGAGGAUCAGUUCCAGUGUGAGCAUGGGCACUGUAUUCCUGUCAGGUGGCACUGUGAUGGAGAGACUGAUUGUCUAGAUAGCAGUGAUGAGGAAAACUGUGAACAAGUGCAAACAACCUGCAAUGUGGAUGAAUUUCAAUGCAACAAUACACUUUGUAAGCUUAUAUCAUGGCUAUGUGAUGGUGAAGAUGAUUGUGGAGACAACUCUGAUGAAAACCCAGAAAUGUGUGUGAAAUUUCAGUGUCCUCCUUCAAGAUCAUUCCGAUGUAAAAAUGGGAGAGUGUGCCUUCGACCUGAGCGGGUUUGUGAUGAAAUAAAUAACUGCGGUGACAACUCUGAUGAAGUGGACUGUGAGAAACAAAUUCAGAGGCCAUGUGCGAAGGAUGAGUUUACAUGCAGCAAUGGGAGGUGCAUCCCUUUAGAGCUACAAUGCGACAUGUUCAAUGAUUGUGCUGAUGGUGGGUUCGAUGAACAAGACUGUACCAGAAAUUAUAAUGAAUUUAAUUGUGAUGACGAAAUGAAUCCUUGUGGGAAUGAUGCUUAUUGCAAUCGGACAAAAUUUUCACUUUUCUGUGAAUGUCGGCUUGGUUUUCAAAGAAACAAAGCCUCAAAGCAGUGUGAAGACAUUAAUGAGUGCCUUCAAUUUGGAACUUGCUCACAUUAUUGCAAUAACACUAAAGGGUCAUACGUGUGUGCAUGUGGAAAAAACUACAAACCUUCUUACAACCACAGCUGUAAGACAGAAGGUUCAGAACAUCAAGUGCUCUACAUUGCGACCAGAAAUGAAAUUCGCAGUAUAUAUCCAUUUGACACAAACUCAGCCUAUGAACAAGUAUUUGAAGGAGAUGAAACUGUCAAAAUUAGUAUGAUGGAUGUGUACAUUAAAGGCAAAAAGAUCUUCUGGACCAAUGGGCACACAGGCAGAAUCUCCUUUAUAGACAUUUCAGACAAAAGGAAAAGACAGAUGAGUGAUGCCACAGACCUUAAUAUUCCUGGUUUCCAAGCACCACAGGGAAUUGCAGUAGACUGGGUUGCUGAAAAUAUCUACUGGACUGAUUCUUUGAGAAAUGUCAUUUAUGUGUCCAGAAUUAAUGGACAGAAAUACAAAAAACUUGUAUCUGGAAUGAUGGACAAACCAUGUGCUAUUGCAGUUGAUCCCAUCAGAGGAAUGAUGUAUUGGACAGACUAUGGUAAACAGCCCAAGAUAGAACAGUCAGCAAUGGAUGGAACUCUGCGAAGAAUUCUCAUACAUAAAGACUUGCAAUGGCCUACAGGACUAGCACUCGAUCACUUCAACCAGCGCUUGUAUUGGGCAGAUGCUAAGCUUUCAAUGGUGGGCAGUGUUCGUUUCGAUGGCAGUGAUCCUGUUAUAAUUGCCAACACAAAGCAAGGUCUCCAAACUCCCUUCAGCAUUGAUAUGUUUGAAGAUUAUAUUUAUGGGGUGACACAUACCAAUAGUCGUGUUUUUAAAGUGCACAAAUUUGGAAGAGAACACCUUCAAUAUUUGAUAUCAGGUCUGACUGGUGCUUCAGCCACAGUAGUAUUCCAUCAGUACAAACAACAAGACUUACCAAAUCCUUGCAGCAAAAAGAAAUGUGAGUGGCUUUGUCUGCUGAAUCCUACUGGUGUGACAUGCUUAUGUCCAGAUGGAAAAAAUAUGAUAAAUGGGACAUGUGUUGAAAUAGAUUCCCCCACUGCACUCCCUUAUGGAAGUACCUGCGACCUAGUGUGUUUGAAUGGUGGAACGUGCUUUGUGAAUGAGCGUGAUCAGCCAAAGUGCAAAUGCAAGCCUCAGUAUUCAGGACAGGAAUGCGAAACUGACCAGUGCAGAGAUUAUUGUCAAAAUGGAGGAAUCUGUUCAGCAUCAACAUUAGGAAAACCAGCUUGCCGAUGUCCAGUAGGAUUUACUGGUCCAACCUGUAAACAAAGAGUUUGUGACAGUUUCUGUCUCAAUGAAGGGAUUUGUGACGUCAACUCGGGAAAUCAACCUUUUUGUUACUGCCCAUCAGAUUUUACAGGAGACAGGUGUCAAUACAACAUGUGCUAUAACUACUGCAUGAAUUUAGGAACGUGCAGGAUAAACAAUGAUGGUAGUGCUCGCUGUAUCUGCUCACCACAAUUUGAUGGGCCUAAGUGUGAAGUGGAUAAAUGUGAAGUGUGUCAGGGUGGACAGUGUGUUGUGCACAAAGAGACUGGACAAGUAGCUUGCAAGUGUUCAGAUGAAUGGUCUGGUACACAAUGUGAAAGACCAGCUCCCAAGAGCAGUAAAACUGAGAAUACCAGAGGGAGAAACAUCACUUUUAUUAUUCCAGUUGUUAUCUUGGCCCUUUUGAUUCUUGCAAUCAUUGUUGGAAUAAUCAUUUGCAAAAGAAAACAACGUGUGAAAACAGUCCGAAGGCAUCCACUGUCAAAUGGAGGCAUGAAUGUGGAAAUUGGAAAUCCAACAUACAACAUGUAUGAAGUUGACCGUAGUCAUGGAAAUGCUGAAGGCUUGUUGGAUCCAGAUUUUAUGUUAGAUCCAGAAAAGCCAACAAAUUACUCAAAUCCUGUUUAUGCAAAACUCUACUUGGACGCAUCAAACUGCCGAAAUUCCUUAGUCAGCACAGAGGAAAAGAAAGAGCUGCUUCCAAAGAAAUUAGAAGAUGGCCUGAGGGAGACAGUUGCUUAGAUUACCCUUUGGUCUUGUAUCUUUUUUAACCACUGUAUAAAUGUAUAAAGAAAGGAUUAAUUUUUCUAUGUAAUGACAGUGUUCUGAUUAUAUUUUUUUGCAUCAGCACUACCUGUGUUUUUGCGCUGAGGAUUCUUGACUGACCUUCUGUCCAACAUUUCUGUUUAAUGGACUGGGAAAGCCACCUGCACUAAACCACGUAAAACAAAGCUGCUGAUUGCACCUCCCAUUGUAUUUGUUCCUGUACUUGGAAGAAACACACAAGCCAUUUUAAUUUUUUGGUUUUAUACCAGUUCUGUGUUUUCCAUUGGUAGAAGUAAGACACAUUUGACCAUCUCUGCUGCAGGAUUUUCAGAUGAAUAGAUCCAUUGAGUUCUUUUUAAUAAUUAUAAAUAGUCGCCUUUUAAGUCCCUGUUGGUUUCCACAUGCUCCUUGGGAUAAAUCUCCUCAUUUUAAGCAGUGUUAGAAAUUAUUUCUUUAAAAGUGUACAGGGUUGACGGGCAAAUUGAAGGCUAAAUCAAACUCGUCCAAAUUCCAAGAUCUGAAUGAACUGCUGGCUUCGUUCUUAUUUAGCUUUUCAUUGUCUUUAUGUUAAUAUAAUAGUCUCUAAAGUCUAUGUUUGGUGAGUUGCAAUUUUCUUUUCUUUUCUUUUGUGUGAGCAAGAAGGAGAUUUUGAUAUAUUUCUACCACAACUGGCUUGGUUUGAGAUAUUUACAUUUUGCACAUUCAAAUCAAGCAUCUAGUUAUCUUGCCUGGUCGAGCUUUUAGUAUGUGAAAUAUGUUGUAUAUUGCGCAAAAAGGCAUAAUGGUACAAAAUUGCUGCAGGUACUCAUCAGGUGGUCCCUCUGUUACUUAAAUUUGUUGCUGCCCAUGGAAUGUUGACAGUAAAUUGUUUUGGAAAUGUGAAUUGGAAAGCCACUUACAGGCACUCUAGGAUCUGAGUGAAGAAGGCAAGUGGUUGUAUCUCCUUUACAAAUAUUAAUGUAUUGUAAAAUUAAUAGCAAAAGGGCUGAGGAUGGCAUUUGCCUUAUUAUAUAUCCUAGCUUGCGAGCAUUUAAUGCAGCAUUGAGCGUUUCAGUGCAGUAACUCAGACUCUGAAAUUCACUUCAUUGAAGUCAGCAGAGAGCAAUUAACACGUCAUACUGUUGAAACUGUACUUACAAUUGAAAUUACGAGAUUUAGCUUUCACUGCUCAGUUUCAGUGGUACCCCUACAUGACCAUCAAACAAUUGCAAAGCCAAGCUGAGAAAUAGUCAUUUCAGAAAACUAUCUUGAGUGUGGCACAUGCCCAGGGAUAACUUUUGUAUUUGUUGCUAAUUAUCAUCCCUUGCCUGAGUUUGCUAUGAUAUUUGCACACAAGUAUCAGUUUUACUAACAGUAAUAGUUUUAUGCUCACGCAUUUUACAGCACCACAUUUUUAUUUUGUUGUAUCAUACAUAUUACUAUUCAUUCAUGGCAAUUGAAAUAUUCUAUGAACAGACUGAGAAAGCUUCAGCUAUGCACUAACUUUGUGUAGAUGUCUUUACUCUUUAAAAAUAAUAAAAAUAGGGCAUCCAGCAGGACUUGGGAUGAUGAAAUUAUUCAAAUUAAUGAAUAUGUGUUUGAUGUGUCUGCCCAACUAAUGCUGGAAAGUAAAAUGUUGAUACAAUGCAUUCAGAAAGUAUUCAGACCCCUUCACCUUUUCCACAUUUUGUUACACCCUUAUUCUAAAAUUCUAAAAAAAAACAAAAACAGGUGUUUAGAAAUUUUUGCAAAGUAAUUAAAAAGAAUUAACUGAAAUAUCAUAUUUACAUAAGUAUUCAGACCCUUUACUCAGUACCUUUUGAGUCGCCUAUGGCAGCAAUUACAGCCUUAAGUCUUGGGUAUGACGCAACAAGUUUAGCACACCUGUAUUUGGGUAAUUUCUCCCAUUCUUCUCUGCAGAUCCUCUCAAGCUCUGUCAGGUUGAAUGGGGUGUCAGGUUGAAUGGGGAGCAUCGAUGCACAGCUAUUUUCAGGUCCCUCUGGAGAUGUUCGAUCGAGUUCAAGUCUGGGCUUUGGGUGGGCCACUCAAGGACAUUCACAUACUUGUCACAAAGCCACUCCUGCAUUGGUUUGGCUGUGUGCUUAAGAUCGUUGGCCUGUGGAAGGUGAACCUCCGCCCCAGUCUGAGGUCCAGAAUGCUCUGAAGUAGUUUUUCAUCAAGCAUCUCUCUGUACUUUGCUCUGUUCAUCUUUCUCUUGAUCCUGACUAGUCUCCCAGUUCCUGCCGCUGAAACACAUCCCCACAGCAUGUUGCUGCCACCACCAUGCUUCACCGUAGGUAUGGUAUUGGCUAGGUGAUGAGCAGUGCCUGGUUUCCUCCUGACGUGACAUUUGGCAUUCAGGCCAAAGAGUUCAAUCUUGGUUUCAUCAGACCAGAGCACCAGAGAAACAAACCUUUUGGCAGAUUCCAAGCAGGCUGUCAUGUGCCUUUUACUGAGGAGUGGCUUCCAUCUGGCCAUGCUACCAUAAAGGUCUGAUUGGUGGAGUGCUGCAGAUAUAGUUAUCUUUCUGGAAGGUUCUCCCAUCUCUACAGAGGAACUCUGGAGCACUGUCAGAGUGACCAUCAGGUUCUUGGUCAUCUCCCUGACCAAGGCUCUUCUCCCCUAAUUGCUCAGUUUGGCCAGCUCUAUGAAGAAUCCUGGUGGUUUCAAAGUUCUUCCAUUUAAGAAUGACAGAACCCACUGUGCUCUUUGGGACCUGCAAUGCUGCAGAAAUUGUUUUAUACCCUUCCCCAGAUCUGUGUCUCGUCACAAUCCUGUCUCUGAACAAUUACUUUGUCUUCAUGGCCUGGUUUCUGCUGUGACAUGCACUGCUGACUGUGAGACCUUAUAUAGACAGGUGUGGCCUUUCAAAAUCAUGUCCAAUCAAUUUAUUUGACCACUGGUGGACUCCAAUCAAGAUGUAGCAACAUCUGAAGGAUAAUCAAUGGAAACAGGAUGAACCUAAGUUCAAUUUUGAGUGUCAUAGCAAAGGGUCGGAAUACUUAUGAAAAUGUGAUCUUUCAGUUAUUUACUUUUAAUUACUUUGCAAAAAUUUCUGAACACUUGUUUUCGCUUCUUCUUUCUGUUGGUAUUGUGUGUAAAUUGAUGAUAAAAAAAAGAAUUUAAUCCAUUUUAAAAUAAGGCUGUAAUGUAACAAAAUGUGGAGAAAAGUGGCCUGAAUACUUUCUGAAUGCACUGUAAAUAAUUAACAAUUGAAAUUCUUUAAUUUUGCCUUUGGAAUUGCUGAAACCUAGUUCUUACAGUGACUAAAGUGCUAAUGCAUUUGCUUUUGCAGAAUAUUUGGCCUUGAUCUUGUGAUUUAAAAAAAAACUAAAUUGCUGACAAUCAAUAUCAUUGUGUUUUUAAGAGAUCCUUUUAUACAAAAGAUAUGAAAACACUCUUCAUUUAAAAAAAAAAAAAAAAGAAAUAUUUAAUCAAUGUACUGCAGGAUAUCCAAAAGAGCUCUUCAUUUUUUUUCUAAAUUAAUUUGUUUGCAUAUCUUCUGCUUUUGCAGGUACUGCAGUUUUCUAUGCAGAUCAUGAUAAUAAAUCUUUCCUUCCUCUCUGAGAUAACGUAGUUUCCAUUCCCAAAGUUCAUUCUUAACAUGAUAUUCUGAAUCCAAUACUAAAUAUUCCGUCACAGCCACAAGGAACUAUCAAUAAAGUCAUCCAAACUAUCAAAAUGCAUUCUUUUCUAUAGACCUUUGAAAAUGUUUCCAUUAUAGAUGUCAAAUAUUUUCAGUUUCAUGAUCCUCUGACUCCAUCUCCUUUAACUGGAAUUUUUCAUCCUACCUAAUCUACCACCCACAACCCUGCCUUCUGUCUUUAGUCAUGUCUUCUUCCAAUGACAAUGAGAGUAUUAAACUUAUAGUUUAUUUUUGUAAUCCAGUCCCCACUAGCCAUGAAAUGCACUUUUGAUUUAACCUGGGCAAGUUAGUCAACUGAUGAAUCUCCAGAGGAGGACUAGUAAAUUCUAUUUGGCUCUCAUUUUGUUAGAUCCAAGCUGCAGGCUAAACUUUCUCUAAAAAUAAGUGAAAAUGACUAAAUCAUGCAGAUAGAUGCUCAUAAGAGCGGUGUUGUUAGAAUGGAUGAGCUGAUAUUGGGGUUUUUUCCAGCAAAACUUGGUAUCUUCCACCUGCUUCCUGCUUCCACCACAAAGUUCAAAGUUCAAAGUAAACGUUAUUGUCAAUUCAAUUAUGCAACAGUAGUUACACAGAGGAUUGAAAUUACAUUUCCCCAUACUCCAAAUGUGCAAGUAAUAUUAAAAACACAGACAGACAACAUACCAAUAAAAAUAGACAAUAGACAUUACAUUAUUUAAAAUAUUAAAAUAUUCACAGUGUGCCAAAAUGUAGCAAAAACUUUGAGGUAUUUUAAAAAAGGGUGCAACAAUGAAAGGUGCAAUAUAGAAAAAGUGCAAAUUUCGUACUGCAGUCAUUGAGCCAAAGUUAUUUUCACAGUUUGUUUGUCUUUGUUUGGGUACUGUUCAUGGAAUUUUCUUAAGUGUGUUGAGUAGCCUGAUGGCCUGAGGGAAAAAGCUGUUUUUGAAUCUGGUGGUUUUGCUCCAAAUGCUGCGGUAGCGCUUACCGGAAGGUAGGAGGGUGAACAGUUUGUGUGCUGGGUGGGUGGUAUCUUUGAUGAUAUUGCUUGCUCUCUUGCGACAGCGAGAUGGGUAUAGGUCCUGGAUCACACCACCACAGCUUUUAUCCAUGAAGAAACAAGGUUUACACAACUGGUUUACACAAAAGGACACAAAGUGCUGGAGUUACUCAGCAGGUAAGGCAGUUGAACAUGAAUAGGUGGUCAGGACUCUUCCACAGACUCAGACUUGGGUCUGAAGAAGGGUCCCGACCCAAAACAUCACAUGUUUAUGUUCUCCAGAGAUACUACCUUACCCGCUGAGUUACUACAGCACUUUGUGUCCUCCAGCCCUUUUCCAUGAUGUACCACCACCCUUGCCAUCCACCCAAAGAUUAGCUGAGUAUAAAACUACUCUCAUUACUUAAUUCAGUUAAAUGUUCUGCUUGCUACUUCUGCCAGCCCUUAUAAGGGUUUUAAUAAAAGCAUUAAACUAACAUGUUAUAUGCUAUUAUUCUCUUAAACAGAAUUGACAAAAUAUAUAAUAGGGGUCUUGUAUUAGGAGAGAUAAAAUGAUUAUGCUUGGGUCACAUUAAAUCUUCAUUUUUUAAUGUGAAAUCAAAUAUUACCUGACAUCUCAGAGCAAAGCUUGUUUUGAUCAAGGAAGAUAAUCAAAUAGUUUGCUGUGGAUUGCAGCAUGCUUUUGUUGUGUGUAGCUAAAAUGCAUCAUUUUAUUCAAUGCUCGGAGUGAACAUGUUAGUUACCACUUCUAACAGUCAUACGUCCUAUUACUGAAACCUUCAGGCCGAUCUAAAGAUAUUUGCAUGUAUUAGUUUGCUGCUGAGGACUUAUUUUAACCAUUGAUAGUAUUGUGGAAAGUAACAGAGCAAUAUUGAAACAGUAAGUUUUACUGAGUUCAUUAUUGACCUGCCGCUAUCUUUUAAUUGAACUGUUUAUUCUGCUUUUCAUUCAUUUUGAUGGAUUAUUUCAUUCAUCUAUGGGAAAAAAAUGCUCUAUAUUUGUUUGAAUAUAUUUGGUCUCCAAACAAAUUUCUCCCCCAGGUAUUUGCUCCUUUGUUUCAUUAUUGGUCUUGUUUCUUAGCAGUUAAUAGCCUUCCCUGGUGUCAUUCAUUCUGUUGUCUAAUCUUCCUUUUACUCCAGCAUUAGUUCCACCCACCAAUUAUCCCCGUAUCACCACAUUCACCUUUCAUCACAUUUUUCUCCAGUCGGGGUACUUCAGCAAUUUUAAACAACCUCACAUCUUUACAAAUAUUGAUCUACGUUGUAAAUGUAGGAACACUAAAUCUCACCAGAAUGCAAAUGACCAGUGUAGUGAAUUACACGAGGUUAAUGUAUUAGGAAUAUCAAAAAAGAAAAUUCAAAUCAGGAAAGAAAACUAGCAUAUAAAAGUAAAUAAUGACGGAAACAUUAGGAGACUCAUAUAAAUUAUAACACAGUAGCAUAUCAUUCACAUGAUCUUGGAUUGUUUGUAUAUAACCAUUUCUUCAAUGCUCCAUUGUUAAUUAUGUUAAUGACCCUUUGAAUUUAUAAUUAAAAUUCAAACCAGUCAGCCCAACCUGUUCAUGCAAACCCUUAUUCUUCAGACAGUCCUUCCCUAUAUUCCUCAUUUAAUUGUAUCACUGAAUCCUUCCUUUCGUUCUCAUAAUUAUCCGGUCUCCACUAAAAUAUAUGUGUAGGAGCAAAAUCCAUAUUUUCCCACACUUAGAAUUUAAAAAAAAAGCUUACACUAAAUUCUCAGUUGUAUUUAUCAGUGCAUAAAAUAGAUUUAACUGUAGAUAGAACUGAGAAAUUGUAAGGGUAAAAAUACCCUAAUGGGAGUUAUCCACAGGCCCCCAAAUAGUAGCCUGGACAUAGGGUACAUGUUGCAUCAGGAGUUAAAAUUAACAUGUAACAAAGGUAAUGCUACCAUGGUUAUGGGAGAUUUCAACAUGCAGGUAGACUGGGAAAAUCAGUUUGAUACCUGGACCCCAAGAAAGGGAGUUUGUUGAAUGCCUCCAAGAUGGAUUCUUAGAGCAGGUUGUACUGGAGCCUACCAGUGAGAAGGCAAUUUUGAAUUCAGUGUUGUGUAAUGAACCAAAUUUGAUAAGGGAACUCAAGGUAAAGGAACCAUUAGGAGGUAAUGACCAUAACAUGAUAAGUUUUAAUCUGCAAUUUGAGAGGGAGAAGGUAAAAUUGGAAGUGUCAGUAUUGCAGUUGAACAAUGGGGACUAUGUUGGGAGGGAGAAGCUGGCCAAAGUUGACUGGAAAGCGACCCCAGCAGGGAUGAUGGUGGUACUGCAAUGGCAGGUUUUUCUGGGAAUAAUCCAAAAGAUGCAAGGUUAUUUCAUUCCAAAGAGAAAUAAAUAUUCUAAAGGGAGUAAGAGGCGACCGUGGCUGACAAGGGAAGUCAACGAUAGUAUAAAAAUAAAAGUGAAGACAUAAUAUAGCAAAGAUGAGCGGGAAGCCAAAGGAUUGGGCAACUUUUAAAGAUCAACAGAAGGUAAAUAAAAAGGCAAUGCAGGGAGAAAAGAUGAUGUACGAAGGUAAGCUAGCCAAGAAUAUAAAGGAGGAUAAUAAAAGCUUCUUUAGGUAUGUGAAGAGAACAAAAAUAAUUAAGACAUAUGUGGGUACCUUGAAGCCCAAAACAGGUGAAUUUAUUAUGUGGAACAAGGAAAUGGCAGAUGAAUUGAACAGGUACUUUGGUUCUGUCUUCACUACGGAAGACACCAAGGAACAAUCUCCGAGAUGUACUAGAGGACAGAGGACCUACGGUGACGGAGGAAAUCGUGUUGGGUAGCAUGAUGGGACUGAAGGCUGAUAAAUCCCCAGGGCCUGAUGGACUGCAUCCCAGGGUAUUCAAAGAGGUGGCUCUAGAAAUUGUGGAUGCAUUGGUCUAUAGAUUCUGGAUCAGUUCCUGUGGAUUGGAGAGUAGCUAAUGUUAUCCUGCUUUUGAAGAAAGGAGGGCGAAAAGAAAGCAAGGAAUUAUAGACCAGUUAGCCUGACAACGGUGGUGGGGAUGAUGCUGUAGUAGAUUAUCAAAGGUGUAAUAACGGCGCAUUUGGAUUGCAGUAACAGGAUCGGUCCAAGUCAGCAUGGAUUUACGAAGGAGAAAUCAUGCUUGACAAAUCUUCUGGAAUUUUUUGAGGAUGUAACUAGUAAAAUGGACAAGGGAGAGCCAGUGGAUGUAGUAUACCUGGACAUUCAGAAAGCCUUUGAUAAGGUCCCACACAGGAGAUUUGUGGGGAAAAUUAGAGCACAUGGUAUUGGGGGUACGGUAUUGAUAUGGAUAGAAAAUUGGUUGGCAGACAGGAAACAAAGUGUAGGGAUUAACAGGUCCCUUUCAGAAUGGCAGGCAGUGAUUAUUGGAGUGCCGCAAGGCUUGGUGCUGGGACCGCAGCUAUUUACAAGAUACAUUAAUGAUUUAGAUGAAGGAAUUAAAAGUAACAUUAACAAAUUUGCAGAUGACACAAAGCUGGGUGGCAGUGUGAACUGUGAAGAGGAUGCUAGGAAGAUGCAGAGUGACUUGGACAGGUUGGGUGAGUGGGCAGAUGCAAUAUAAUGUGGAUAAAUGUGAGAUAUCCACUUUGGAGGCAAGAACGGGAAAGCAGAUUAUUAUCUGAAUGGUGUCAGGUUAGGAAAAGGGGAAUUACAACGAGACCUGGGUGUCAUUGUACAUCAGUCACUGAUAGUAAGCAUUCAGGUAUAACUGGCAAUUAAGAAAGCUAAUCGCAUGUUGGCCAUCAUAAAGAGAGGAAUUGAGUAAAGGAGCAAAUAAGUCAUUCUGCAGUUGUACAGGGCCCUGGUGAGACCACACCUGGAGUAUUGUGUGCAGUUUUGGUCUCCUAAUUUGAGGAAGGAUAUUCUUGCUUUUGAGGGAGUGUGGUGUAGGUUCACGAGGUUAAUUCCCGGGAUGACGGGACUAUCAUAUGAUGAAAGAAUGGAGCGUUUGGGCUUGUAUUCACUGAAAUUUAGGAUGAGAGAUCUUACAGAAAAAUAUAAAAUUAUUAAGGGAUUGGACACGCUAGAUGCAGGAAACAUGUUCCUGAUGUUGGAGGAGUCCAGAAACGGGGGCCACAAUUUAAGAAUAAGGGGUAGGCCAUUUAGAACUGAGAUGGAGAAAAACUUUUUCACGCGGAGAAUUGUGAAUUUGUGGAAUUCUCUGCCUCAGAAGGCAGUGGAGGCCAAUUCACUGGAUGCAUUCGAGAGUUCAAUAGAGCACUUAGGGCUAGAGGAAUUAAAGGGUAUGGGUAGAAGGCAAGAAUGGGGUACUGAUUGUGGAUGAUCAGCCAUGAUCACAUUGAAUGGUGAUGCUUGCUCGAAGGGCUGAAUGACCUACUCCUGUACCUAUUGUCCAUAUAUCUAUAUGUUAUAUUAAUGGGUGUAGCUUUCGAGUUAUCUGCAGUUUCUUCACAUUAAAAAAUGCUUUAUUUUAGGCUUCUAUCAAAAUACACUUUUCUUGAGAAAACAAUCCCUGCCUGUUUAUUCUUCAUUGAUUAGUUUUACGCGCCCAGUAUUUAUUUGAGACAGCUAUAGAGUGUGCACAUCGAUGGGAGUGGCAUUGAGGAUUGACAUUAAGACAUGUGUUUUCCAGGUUCAAGUUGCAGACUGUGCUUGGUUCACCUGUACAAUUGCUAAGAAAAUAUCCAACACCAUUAUAACGUCAAACAUUUGUUAAUAUACAUAUUUUGAACAAUUAAUGUAGAUUGCCAGUAGAUUAUGUAAGACAGCUGACCUGAUACUAUCUACCGAUAUGAGGAUAUUUGUGUUGUUGGUGCAAGAAGUACAUAUGAUCACCACAUAGCUUAUAAUUCUUAUGAAUUUUUCUUUCUUGGUGAUAUUAACUAUCACACGAUGGAGUGUUCAGAAUUGCAUGCAGAACAACAACAAAGUCAGAAGCAACUUUUUUUUUUUCAAAUUUAUGAUUAAUUGUAGGAUGGAGCCAAACAAAUGGAGACAUGUUUAAUAUGAUCUAAAUAUAGCCUAUCUCUAUUCAAAAUUUCAAAGUGUGACUGUGGCAUAAAAUACCUGCCUUCCAAAAGAUUGAUUUGAAAGCGCCUGCUGUGUAAUUUAUUUAUAACCACCUUGUCUUGUUCAGCAAUUUCAAGGAUGCAAAACAUUUUAUUCUUUGUGUUUAGAGUGUUUCUAUGUAUUAGAAUGGAUGGCGGGGGAAAAGAGUUGGAAACACAUUCUGUUUGGAGUAUUUUAUAAAAGCAAUUUUGUCCUUAUACCUUGUUACAUGACUGCAAUUUAGAGCUCUUAGCACAUUCAGAAAUGGCCUUGGUAAUUCCUGUAUCUGUCAAGUGAUCAGCAGGCAAACAGGAAUUAUUGUAAAGCAAAUAACUGAUAGCAUUUUACUAGGUGGCCAUUUUUGCUUACCCAUUCAUUUCUAUUGUAAAUUAAUGAUUUCAGCAGUUCAACUCAGUUUUGAUUUAUUUUGUUUGUUUCCAAUUAAAUAUAUUUCCAAACCAAGCCAGUUUGAACAUCACUCAAAAUUGAAUUUAGUGUCAAACAUUUUCCGGAUUGUUAUUAAGCAUUUUUCUGGACAUAUGGGGAAGUGAUAACAGGAAUCAAGAUUUAUAUAUGUGAGUCCUGGGAUUGCUUUAUUAAUCAUGUGAAGAAAAUGCCUGCUAUAAUACAAUCAUGUGGUGAAUGGAUUGCAUUUUAAAAUUUGACUAACUAUAUAAUUUCCUAAUUUUCCACCAAAUGGAAUUUAUUUCAUUUAGUUAAAACGAUCAAAUAAUGCUUUUAUCAUAUCAAAGGCACAAAAAUAAAAUUGUAUUUAAAUUCUUACAGAAAAUAAGGGCUUCUGUUUUGUUUAGCUAAAAUGCUUUGUACCUGAGAUAUCUUUAAUAUCACAACUUAUGUGAUAAUGUUUGCUACUGAAUAAAACCAGUCUUUAUCAAUCUUUUCAAAUACUCAACAUUUUACUAAAGGAAAAGAGAUAUCAAAGAAAUUUUUAAAGGUUUGCCAAUAUGUCUGCAUGCAUAGUAUCUAUAUUUUCUUAAUUUGUUCAUUGAAUCCUUUGUUAAUUGUACCUAUUUGUGCAAUUCACCAGAGUUCAGCUCGAGCAAAUCAUCAAAAGUAAAUUGAAUAGAUUUUUUUAAGACAGUUGAUGGGCUAGGUUUUUGUUUUCCAGCUUUGUUCUUGAGAUUUGAUAAGCCUAAAAUUCAACAAAUAUUAUUUCUGAUUGAAUUUCAUGGCUGCUUUGCUUGGAAUUUUUUAAAAUAAAAUGUCAGCUCACUUUGAAAUUGCAUUUUAUUGAUAUCGGUGUGUUUAAUAAAAUAAUAAAAGCCUCACUGUUUUCGCUGUUCUUUUGUAUCAGAUUUCCAAGAGCAAUCUGCCCCAGAUCCACAAAAUGUGAUUGUGUUGCUCACCAUUAUAAUAAUUUGGACUGGAGCCCUGUGACUAGUGGUGUGCCUCAGGGAUCAGUGCUAGGCGUGUUGUACUCUGUCAUCUUUAUCAACAAUUUGGAUGAGAAGGAUUAGUACGCAUGAUUAUUAUGUUUGCAGAUGACACUAAAAUAGCUGAUAUCGUAGAUAGUGAAUCACAGUGGGAUCUUGAUCAGCUGGGCAAGUGGGCUGAGAAAUGGCCAACUGCGUCUAAUUCAGAUAAAUGUGAGGUGUUGCAGUUUGGGAAGAUGAGCAAUGGCAGGACCUUCACAGUCUAUGGGAGGGCCCUUGAUAGCAUUGUGGAGCAGAGAAACAUAGGAGUACAAGUAAAUAGUUCCUUCAAUGUGGCAUCGCAGAUUGAGUGGGUGAAGCAGACCUUUGGCAGGCUGGCCGGCCUUCUUCAGACAGUGAAUUGAGUAAAUUACAUUGGAGCAUUAUACAAGAUGUUGGUGAGGUUUCACACGGGAUAUGAAACAUUUAUAAGAUUGUUAAGGGCUUGGACAGGCUAGAGGCAGGAAACAUGUUCCCAAUGUUGGGAGAGUCCAGAACCGGGGGCCACAGUUUAAGAAUAAGGAGUAAACCAUUUAGAACGGAGACGAGGAAACACUUUUUCUCAUAGAGAGUGGUGAGUCUGUGGAAUUCUCUGCCUCAGAGGGGCAGUGGAGGCAGGUUCUCUGGAUGCUUUCAAGAAGGAGCUAGAUAGGGCUCUUAAAAAUAGCGGAGUCAAGGGAUAUGGGGAGAAGGCAGGAGCAGAGUACUGAUUGAGGAUGAUCAACCAUGAUCACAUUGAAUGGUGGUGCUGGCUCGAAGGGCCAAAUGGCCUACUCCUGCACCUAUUGUCUAAUGUCUAUUGUUAUCAUUUCUGGUCAAUUGUGUUAUAGGAAAAAUGCCAGUAAAGCUGACAGAUGCAGAGAAGAUUUAUAAGGAUAUUGGCAGAACUCCAGGGUCUGAGCUGCAGGGAGAGGUUGUACAGGUACUUUAUUUCUUUGAGCACAUGAGCUUGAUAGGUGAUCUUAUAAAAUAGUUUAAAAUCAUGAGAGGAAUAGAUAGCAUGAAUGGAUCUUUCUCCCAGGGAAGGGGAAUCAAGAACAAGAGUUGAAGGUGAGAGGAAAGAUUUAAUACGUCUGAGGGCAACUUUGUCACAGAGGGUGUUGAGUAUUUGCAGUGAGUUGCCAUGUAGUAGAUGAGGCAGGUAAGUAACAUUUAAAAGACAUUUGGACAGGUGCGUGCAUAGAAAAGUUUCAGAGGAAUAUGGGCCAGGCGUGGGCAUUUGGGACUGGCUUAGAUGGGACAUCUUGGAUGGCAUGGACGAGUGAGGCUCUUGCUGUGCUGUAUGACUCAAUAACUCUCAGACUCAAAUUUUCAAUGGUACUGAAAAUGAAGAUUAAGAGAAUGAUAGAAAGAUGGUGGUGUGUCUUCUCAUUCAGAGACACUUCCCUACAUUCUUCACCCAAACUGUCAUACUGUAAAAUAUCAGUUUCUAUAUUCAGUCUGACAAAAUUCUGAUCCUGAAUCUUUUAGUUUUUAGUUUUAGAGAUACAUCGUGGAAACUUGCCCUUCGGCCCGCCAAGCCGGGCCAACAAUCACACUUACACUUGUUCUAUCUUACACACCAAGGACAAUUUACAGAAGCCAAUUAACCUACAAACCAGCACGUCUUUGGAAUGUGAGAGGAAACCAGAGAACCCGGAGACAACUCAUGCGGUGACAGGGAGGAUGUGCAAAUUCUGUACAGACAGCCUACAUGGUCAGGAUCGAACAUGGGUGUCUGGCACUGUAAAGCAUAACUCUACUGGUCCACCACUGUGCCACCCUAUCUUAGGAACAUAGAAACAUAGAAAUUAGGUGCAGGAGUAGGCCAUUCGGCCCUUCGAGCCUGCACCGCCAUUCAAUAUGAUCAUGGCUGAUCAUCCAACUCAGUAUCCCGUACCUGCCUUCUCUCCAUACCCCUUGAUCCCUUUAGCCACAAGGCCCACAUCUAACUCCCUCUUAAAUAUAGCCAAUGAACUGGCCUCAACUACCCUCUGUGGCAGAGAGUUCCAGAGAUUCACCACUCUCUGUGUGAAAAAAGUUCUUCUCAUCUCGGUUUUAAAGGAUUUCCCCCUUUAUCCUUAAGCUGUGACCCCUUGUCCUGGACUUCCCUAACAUCGGGAACAAUCUUCCAGCAUCUAGCCUGUCCAACCCCUUAAGAAUUUUGUAAGUUUCUAUAAGAUCCCCUCUCAAUCUUCUAAAUUCUAGAGUAUAAACGAAGUCUAUCCAGUCUUUCUUCAUAAGACAGUCCUGACAUCCCAGGAAUCAGUCUGGUGAACCGUCUCUGCACUCCCUCUAUGGCAAUAAUGUCCUUCCUCAGAUUUGGAGACCAUCUUAAGAUCCAAUGCCAUAUUCUGGCUCUGGCUUUUGUCAGAUUGAUAAUGCUGAGGCUAAUCCUGCAUGUACUUUCCCAUGACAAUCCAGGUACUAUGCCCAAGUGUAGAAUUAAGCCAUCAGCGGCAUCCUCUGCCCUCUUACCUGGUCUGCCUGCAUUGAGACCAAUGCGACAGCACCUCCAUUGGUUUCACAGAUCUCGGGUUGUCAAAUCUGCCCACUCAACUGAUGCUAUGAACAAAUGAACUGUGGAGGUCAGCA
This is a messenger RNA of Leucoraja erinaceus (little skate), 26592 nucleotides long. RefSeq names its product low-density lipoprotein receptor-related protein 1-like. The transcript has 82 exons. Bases 1 to 12999 code for a protein of 4332 amino acids. Gene Ontology annotation, molecular function: protein binding; calcium ion binding. The record is from RefSeq and is a predicted model, not a curated record. Lineage: Eukaryota; Metazoa; Chordata; Chondrichthyes; Rajiformes; Rajidae.